CUUUUUGGCUUGGCUGCAUUGAAGCAGAGCAGAGGAUCACCUCGCCUUCUCUGUUACCGUCGUGUCGUUAACCUUUCCCUUGCCUUACUCUGUGAAUCCCCAUUUCACUGUUUCUGUAUCGCCGAUCACACAGGCUCGCGCACAGAGGAGAGAAAAUGGAGGAAGAGAGAGUGGACUACGUGCUGGUGCCGCUCGGGCUGCUGAUAGUGGGGGCGUACCACGCGUGGCUACUGGUCACCAUCGUUCGGAACCCUAGGCGCACCGUCGUUGGCCUCAACGCCGAGUCUCGCCACCAGUGGGUUCACUCUCUCAUGACCGAUCCCCUGAAGAAUGGUGUUUUGGCAGUCCAGACAAUACGCAACAAUAUUAUGGCAUCAACGCUCUUGGCAACGACGGCAAUCACACUCAGUUCGCUGAUCAGUGUUUUCGUAAGCAGCUCAACCAGCUCUACUGCUGCUUCGCAACUGGUUUAUGGCAACCAGACCGCUAUAAUCACUUCUAUAAAGUACUUUGCUAUACUCGUAUGCUUCCUUGUGGCUUUCCUCUGCAAUGUGCAGUCCAUCAGAUACUACGCUCAUGUCAGUUUCUUGGCCACCUUGCCCACAUCCAAAGGCAAAAAGGAUUCCAUUGAAUACGCCGCCCGGAACUUGAACCGGGGAAGCUUCUUUUGGUCCUUGGGAUUACGGGCAUUCUAUGUGUCGUUUCCUCUCUUCCUCUGGAUCUUCGGGCCGAUACCGAUGUUUGUCUGCUGCGUCAUGAUGUCAUGUGUUCUUUAUUUCUUGGACACAACCACCAGUUUUACACGGGAAAUGCACUGUCACUCGCUGAAAGAGGAGAUAAAGCCUGAUGAUCUGGAGUCAUCUGUUUCAUAAGUGCUGAUGGUAACGGAUAAGUCUGUCGUGAUUGAAUGAUUAUUAGCUUGUUACAUGUGUAUAGUUUCUCUGUAAGGGGUUAAACUCAUGUCGCCUUAUGCGCUUUUGUUGUAAUCUAAUUGGUGGUAGUAAACAUUA
This is a messenger RNA of Rhodamnia argentea, 1010 nucleotides long. RefSeq lists its product as uncharacterized. The transcript has 2 exons. The record is from RefSeq and is a predicted model, not a curated record. Bases 156 to 872 code for a protein of 238 amino acids. NCBI's taxonomy places the organism in Eukaryota, Viridiplantae, Streptophyta, Magnoliopsida, Myrtales, Myrtaceae.